CAGGCAAUUCGAGGCAAGAAGAGCGAAGCAAAGCGUUGCCAGUGCCGGGUCUGAGUGUCGAGGUGCCGGGGGCGGCCGGCGCUUAGCUUCGACCGAGACGCGCGUUGAGGAGGCGAGUGAUAAGAGAAAACGGGAUAAAUUGCCGUCGGUCAUUUUACUGUUGCGGACGAAAAAGGAACUGAGUUCCGACGUGUGUCUCGUGUGUUCAGUCAAGUGGCGGCCGUCGGGAGUGCGCAAAAGGCCACCAUUCGUUGGCAGUGGGCCACCGCCGCAAGUCGCGGAAGUGUUGACGGCGACCGAUGAUGGCCGGGAGGUGCCCCGAGUUGUCGAGAGACUAGUGCGUCACCACGGUCGCCACCCUCACCCUCGCCAUGGCGGUGGUGCCGUCGCGGCCGCUGCCGCCGGGCAUCCCCGCGGACUGGGCCGGCGCGCGGAGGCUGUUCGAGGCCGCCACCAAGGGGCUCAAGUGCGGUGACCUAGUGCACGCGCGCCACGCGUCCUGCUCCAAGGCGGCCCUGGACAUGCUGGGCGCUUCCCUGUUGGGCUCCGUCCGGUUCUUCUUCCCGUUCUACGUGGUCCACGCCGCGAUGCACAGCAAGAAGGCGCUGGCGGGCGACAAGGACUUCUACAAGGACAUGGCCGUCUACUACGCGCGCUCCAUCCUCUUCGGCGCCACGAUGGGAACCACCUUCUGCGUGUCGAGCUGCAUCAUGGUGCGGCUGGUGGGAGGUUUCGCGUUCUGGACCGCGCUGCUCGUUCCGGGCUCAAUCUCCGGGCUCUCCAUCGCCGUCGAGCACAUCUACAGACGCCGCAUCGUCAUGAACACGUUUUACAACAUGACGCUGGACUACCUCUACCUGCGAGCGCAAGUCGCGGGGCUGGUGCGCAGGACUGCCGCGGCAGAGACGGCCGCCUUCAUGGCCCUCAACGGCCUGCUCCUGUACCUGCUGCACAAGGCGGGCUCGAAGAAAAGGUCGACGCCCGUUUUCUGGUUUUUUAUUCCCGAUGGAGAAAGAUCAGAUCAAAGUAAUGAACCUAAGAGAAUAUGUCCAGUUCCACACAAGGGGACUUGCUGGGAAUCAGCAGUGCAGGCAACAGCAAAAUAUUCUGCGGUAGCAGCGGCCCUGCAAGCCUUGCGGGUCGUGAUGAACAGAGGAGGCCAGAUUGCAAAGUCUCCUAAUGUUUUUUUCAGUCACUUUCUAUCUAGGAAAACAGCUGCUGGCAUCGCCUCCUUAGGGGGAUACGUCCUCUUGUACAAGGUUGUGCGCUGUGUGCUAGGGGUGCGCCAAGGGGCGGACAUGUGCCACCACAGCGCUGUGGCAGGGCUUAUUGCAGGCUCAGCUUAUUGGCUGCAGCCCAAUACCACAAUCCUCUCCUCAGCUCUUAUUGCAAUUAUCAGAUUGCUGCUAGACUACUUGCCACGGAGAGCUGAGAUAUUAGUUAAAUGGCCUAUGCCAGAGCUUCUAUUUGCUCUUUGCAACGGUAUUUUAAUCCAUGCACGUUGUAUGGAUAUGGCACAUUGUCCAAAGUUUAUUGUUCACAUGCUGGAUACUGCAACUCGGAACAGAUCACAAAUCAUCUAUGAUGCUUACAUGCAACAAGUGAAUAGAAUUCAGUUUCACAAACAAAAUCAUACAUAAAAAAGUUCACAAUGGAAUUUUUCUUUAAAAACUGUGAUAUACUGUGAGAUACUCAAAUUAUGGCUCUUCAAGUUACAAUUUUAUGGAUAAGACAGAUGUUAAAAGUAUAGAGAUGCUAUUGGUUA
Thrips palmi is the source of this 1765-nucleotide messenger RNA. RefSeq lists its product as uncharacterized. NCBI's taxonomy places the organism in Eukaryota, Metazoa, Arthropoda, Insecta, Thysanoptera, Thripidae. The coding region runs from base 372 to 1640 and encodes 422 amino acids. The record is from RefSeq and is a predicted model, not a curated record. The transcript is spliced from 10 exons.